UUAUUAUUCCCACGACCAUAUCAAGCAGCUGGGAAAUUCUCGCCAAUCCAUUGUAAACGGCCCUUUCCCAUAUUCCCAUACUUACUUGUAUGCCAGCCUUCAAAAUCGCAUUCAUUCUGCACAACUAGUACUGUGAGGUUAAUACGGACUUGAAGAUGGUCGCACUGCCUAGCGAACGGGUCGGACUUGGCCUAAGAGAUAAGUGGAAGUGUUUCGUGCGGCCGUUCGUGACGUACGGGAUGGUUUAUAGAAGUCCGGAGGUGUGUCCCGAGCACACAGUACCUUACCUAAACCGGGAACAGCUAAAAAUUAUUGGAUUUUACCCGAACUCGGAGGAAAGCAGCCAUCCUGGCCGCAGGACCUGGCAUCUGUUAGUUGUGAUUAAAGUAAUUAUAUUUUUCUCCUCACUGUGUUACGCCGUCUUCGAAUCCUUGGACAACAUUGUGGAAUUGGGUCGGGAUCUCGCAUUCGUAAUAGCGACGUUUUUUAUCGGUUUCAAGGUAUUUUAUUUCCUUCGGUAUGCCGAUGACGUUGACGAGGUAAUCGAUGGCCUCGAGGUGUGCUAUCGUACGGAGAGGAAGGGUCCGGCUGCUGCAGCAGUGAGAUCUGCGAAACGUUUGCAUUAUUUGAUCAUCAUCGGAAUGCAAAUAAUUUGGUCAGUCUUCAUGGUCGUCUUCAUCCUACUGUUGAUUUCCACGCCGCUCUGGACCCAAUUUUCUCUGCCGUUUCAUGCUGCCUUUCCAUUUGACUUGCACGAUUCAUCUAAGCAUCAAUUCACACACAUUCUCAUCUACUUAUCACAAUCCUUCGACGCUAUGUACUACCUCACGUGGCUGGUCUCUACCGAAGGCAUGUCUGUGUCCAUUUAUUCGCAGCUUACGGCUGCUCUGAGUGUCCUUUGUGUUGAACUUCGGCACCUCCAACAGUUCUGCGAUGGGGACGAGGAUCUCAUGCGAUGGGAGAUCCAUCGUCUGGUCAGGUUUCAUCAGAAGAUAAUCAGUCUAGUUGAUCGAAGCAAUGAGAUAUUCCACGGCCCUUUGAUUAUGCAAAUGAUUGUCAACUUUUUGCUGGUCUCCCUGUCGGUGUUUGAGGCAAUGAUGGCCAGGCGCGAUCCCCAAGUGGCAGGUCAGUUUAUUGUUCUGAUGAUUAUGGCCCUGGGUCACCUUUCGAUGUGGACAAAAUUCGGGGAUAUGAUGUCGGAGGAGUCGCUGGACGUGGCCAAGGCUGCCUACGAGGCUUACGACGCAAAUGUUGGCACCAAGGGAAUCUAUUGGAAUAUUCGCUUUAUAAUUAUGCGUGCACAGACACCAUUGAUAAUGCGAGCGGCCCCCUUUCCAAUCUUCAACAUGACCAACUACAAAGCCAUACUCAACCAGUGCUAUGGAAUCCUAACGCUCUUGUUGAAUACCAUGGAAUAGAUUCAAACCCAUUCCGAAGCUUAGAUGCACUUUUAGAUCCUUUGCACUUGGCUUCUAACUUAGUUUUUAAUUCACUUAUAUUUAAUCGAUUCCAAUA
This is a messenger RNA of Drosophila obscura, 1515 nucleotides long. Its product is annotated as putative odorant receptor 65c. Gene Ontology annotation, cellular component: plasma membrane. Gene Ontology annotation, biological process: detection of chemical stimulus involved in sensory perception of smell; sensory perception of smell. The transcript is spliced from 5 exons. The record is from RefSeq and is a predicted model, not a curated record. Gene Ontology annotation, molecular function: olfactory receptor activity; odorant binding. Lineage: Eukaryota; Metazoa; Arthropoda; Insecta; Diptera; Drosophilidae. Bases 156 to 1418 code for a protein of 420 amino acids.